This is a messenger RNA of Benincasa hispida (wax gourd), 2657 nucleotides long. Its product is annotated as serine/threonine-protein kinase WNK8-like. The record is from RefSeq and is a predicted model, not a curated record. Gene Ontology annotation, biological process: protein phosphorylation. NCBI's taxonomy places the organism in Eukaryota, Viridiplantae, Streptophyta, Magnoliopsida, Cucurbitales, Cucurbitaceae. Gene Ontology annotation, molecular function: ATP binding; protein serine/threonine kinase activity.
CCAAUUGUAUAGUUUAAUUCAAUCGGUACAGAAAGAACACAACGAAGGACGACGACUUCGACAAUUCAACGAAUCCUAUUCCUUUUUCAUGUGUUAACCGGACCCUUUUCUUUUCAUUCGCUUAAUUUCAACUCUCAAUUCCUGUUCAUCUUUUAGGGUUUUCCCUUUCGAUUUGGGUAAAGGAUUGAUUUAUCUCGAUGCGGAUGCUUAAAUGGCCGACCCUCCGUUUCAAUUCUUAAUAAUCACCUUCACCUGCAACUUUGUUCCUCAAAUUUCGACUUACCCAUUUCAAUUCGCGAUGAAAUUGUUCAUGGGUCGUCAAUUUCACUCUCACUCUGCCUUCGACGUGGCUUCCGAGGCCUUCUCUGAACACCUUUCUCAUUUGAUCGUUGUUAUCUGACUGUUUGCUGUUUUCAGUUACUGGGUUUUCAUCCUCUCUCUCUCUCUCUCUCUCUCUCUGUCUCUUUUUUAUAUCUUUUUCGAGAUUCCUCUUUCUUUUUUCUUUCGUCUUUUUCCAUUGCGAUGAGUUGCGGUUCGGAUUUGAUGAUGUCUGGGAAUUCUGAGGCGGAUGAUCGUGAGAUUGUUGAGAAGGAUCCAUCAGGACGGUAUAUACGGUAUGAUGAGAUUUUGGGUAAAGGGGCAUUCAAGACAGUAUACAAAGCAUUCGAUGAAGUUGGUGGAAUCGAAGUUGCUUGGAGUCAAGUGGACAUUGAAGAUGUUUUGCAAUCACCAGAACAACUUCAAAGAUUGUAUUCUGAGGUCCAUCUGUUGAAGUCAUUGAAACAUGAAAAUAUCAUCAAGUUCUAUAGCUAUUGGGUUGAUGAUAAGCGUAAGACUAUCAACAUGAUUACAGAAUUGUUCACUUCUGGGAGUUUGAGGCAAUAUCGAAAGAAGCAUAGGAAAGUUGACUUGAAGGCCUUCAAGAACUGGGCAAGGCAGAUACUACGAGGUUUAACAUAUUUGCAUGGUCACAACCCUGCAAUCAUUCACAGAGAUUUGAAAUGUGAUAAUAUAUUUGUCAAUGGGAAUACUGGAGAAGUUAAAAUUGGAGAUCUCGGAUUGGCAAUUGUCAUGCAGCAGCCUACUGCUCGAAGUGUAAUUGGCACUCCAGAGUUUAUGGCUCCAGAACUUUAUGAUGAGGACUAUAAUGAACUUGUUGACAUAUAUUCUUUUGGCAUGUGCAUGUUGGAAAUUGUUACUUGUGAAUACCCAUAUAAUGAGUGCAAAAAUUCUGCCCAAAUAUUCAAGAAGGUUACUUCUGGUAUAAAACCUGCUUCCCUUGAGAAGGUGCUGGACCCUCAAGUUAAGCAAUUCAUAGAGAAGUGUCUGGUUCCAGCUUCUAUGAGAUUACCUGCAAGUGAACUCUUGAAAGAUCCUUUCCUUGCAACUGAAAGUCCCAAGGAGCAUAGUUCUGAACUUUCAAGGUUAUUGAAUGAGCAGUUCAAAUCUGCAAAUCCUCCACUGAUUGAUUCUCAUCCGAUGGACACAGACCCUAACUGCAGCAAACUGUCAGGCUCAGUGGCUUCAUCUGUCAAAAGCAAUAAUGGAAUUUCUCACUUUUCAACUCUAGAACUUCAGAGGCUCACCGAGAAUAAUGUAUUGACACUGAAAGGGGACAUGACUGAUCAUAAUACGAUGUCAUUCCAUUUGCGUAUAGCUGAACUAUAUGGUAAAUCUAAGAAUAUCCAUUUUGCCUUCUAUCUCAACUCUGACACUUCUUUGGCAAUUGCUUUGGAGAUGGUUGAACAACUUGAACUGUCAAAUGAAGAUGCGACUAUCAUAGCAAAACUAAUUGAUGAACUAAUUGCCAAGUUUGUUCCUAGCUGGAAACCAUGUCCAAAUUAUUGUGAAGAACAAAAUACUCCAAAUAGUUCUUCUGAAACUCCAGAGGAAAAGACUUUCAUUCCUCCUUUCUUCUCUGAGCUGGUACUGUCAUCUCCCAUGGUUGCUGCUGCUGCUGCAAGGAAUAAUCCAAGGGAUUUGGACAAGGUCGAAGAUCAAGAAAACCAGCAGUCGAUUAUUUCGUGUGCUUCCGUGGAAUACAUUUACUCAACUGUCUCAGAUUACAGCAUGGGAAAAGGAUCUGAGUGUGGUGAGUUUGGCCACCCUGAAUGCGACAAAGCUUAUAUUAGCAGUGGAACAAUUGAUUUAGAUGCAGAAGGUGUUGGAUCUAUUCCAACAAUGAUCGAUUUUGCAAAACCAUCUCUAAUCUCCUCCUGCUCUGGAAUGUCUAAAGAAUUGAGUUUAUCUAGCUUUUCCACUCUUUCUAUGGAAGAAAGAGAUCACCAAGAUGAACUCAAGAUGGAGAUUGAUGCUAUUGAUUUGCAGUACCACCAAUGCCUUUGUGAACUGUCAAGAAUGAGAGAGGAAGCAAUAGAAAGUGCUAAGAAGAGGUGGAUGUCAAAGAAGAAAGCUACUGGUAUUUGAAGCCCGUCUUUAUACUUUGGAUUUACUACAAGUUCAUUCUCUUUUUCUUUCUUUUCUUGGCAAACUCUUGCUUGCAAAAUGGUCAUUUUUUUGGUUUUGUUUUUUGGUUUUUUCUUUUUAAACUACUGACUGGUAUUCUUUGCAUUCUAUCCAACCAAGUCCUAACUCCUGACUUUUCGACUCUGAUUAUUUUUAAUUUAUACCAAUUCAUUUCAUAGUUUAGACAUUUA